UGGGAGAAGUCUCCUUGGUUUGGAAAAAAAAAAAAAGGAAUCUUCAGCCUAGAUCACUUUCUUAUCCGGACUGGGAUAUUAAAUAUACGACACAUCCAGGAGUUUAUUGGAGCGCAGACUGAUGGCGCAAAGGUACGAUGAGCUGCCCCAUUACGGCGGGAUGGACGGAGUAGGGGUGCCUGCUUCCAUGUACGGAGACCCUCACGCGCCGCGGCCGAUCCCACCGGUUCACCACCUGAACCACGGGCCGCCGCUCCACGCCACGCAGCACUACGGCGCGCACGCCCCGCACCCCAAUGUCAUGCCGGCCAGCAUGGGAUCCGCUGUCAACGACGCCUUGAAGCGGGACAAGGACGCGAUCUAUGGGCACCCGUUGUUUCCUCUGUUAGCUCUGGUCUUUGAGAAGUGCGAGCUGGCGACCUGCACUCCCCGGGAACCCGGAGUGGCCGGCGGAGACGUCUGUUCCUCCGACUCCUUCAACGAGGACAUCGCGGUCUUCGCCAAGCAGGUUCGCGCCGAAAAGCCACUUUUUUCCUCAAAUCCAGAGCUGGACAAUUUGAUGAUACAAGCAAUACAAGUACUAAGGUUUCAUCUUUUGGAGUUAGAAAAGGUCCACGAACUGUGUGAUAACUUCUGCCACCGGUACAUUAGCUGUUUGAAGGGGAAAAUGCCCAUAGACCUCGUCAUUGAUGAAAGAGAUGGCAGCUCCAAGUCAGAUCACGAAGAACUUUCAGGCUCCUCCACAAAUCUCGCUGACCAUAAUCCUGCAUCUUGGCGAGACCACGAUGAUGCAACUUCCACCCACUCAGCAGGCACCCCAGGGCCCUCCAGUGGGGGCCAUGCAUCCCAGAGUGGAGACAACAGCAGCGAACAAGGGGAUGGUUUAGACAACAGUGUAGCUUCACCUGGCACAGGUGACGAUGAUGAUCCAGACAAGGACAAAAAACGCCAGAAGAAAAGAGGCAUUUUCCCCAAAGUAGCAACAAAUAUCAUGAGAGCAUGGCUCUUCCAGCAUCUCACACAUCCGUACCCUUCCGAAGAGCAGAAGAAACAGUUAGCUCAAGACACAGGACUUACAAUUCUCCAAGUAAACAACUGGUUUAUUAAUGCCCGAAGAAGAAUAGUACAGCCCAUGAUUGACCAGUCAAAUCGAGCAGUGAGCCAAGGAGCAGCGUAUAGUCCAGAGGGUCAGCCCAUGGGGAGCUUUGUGUUGGAUGGUCAGCAACACAUGGGAAUCCGGCCUGCAGGUUUGCAGAGCAUGCCAGGGGAGUACGUUUCUCAGGGUGGUCCUAUGGGAAUGAGUAUGGGACAGCCAAGUUACACUCCUCCCCAGAUGACCCCACACCCUACUCAGUUAAGACAUGGACCCCCAAUGCAUUCAUAUUUGCCAAGCCAUCCCCACCACCCAGCCAUGAUGAUGCACGGAGGACCCCCUUCCCACCCUGGAAUGACUAUGUCAGCACAGAGUCCCACAAUGUUAAAUUCUGUAGAUCCCAAUGUUGGCGGACAGGUUAUGGACAUUCAUGCCCAAUAGUAUAAGGGAACUCAAGGGAAAAGGAAACACACGCAAAAACUAUUUUAAGACUUUCUGAACUUUGACCAGAUGUUGACACUCAAUAUGAAAUUCCAGACAGCUGUGAUUAUUUUUUACUUUUUGUCAUUUUUCAUCAAGCAACAGAGGACCAAUGAGACAAGAACACAAAUGUGAAAUCAUGGGCUCACUGAGACAAUUCUGUCCAUGUAAAGAUCCUCUGGAAAAAGACUCCGAGAGUUAUAACUACUGUAGUAUAAACAUAGGAACUAAGUUAAACUUGUACAUUUCUGUUGAUCACUCCGUUAUGUUGCCUCAAAUAGUUUUAGAAGAGAAAAAAAAAAUAUAUCCUUGUUUUCCACACUAUGUGUGUUGUUCCCAAAAGAAUGACUGUUUUGGUUCAUCAGUGAAUUCACUAUCCAGGAGAGACUGUGGUAUAUUUUAAACCUGUUGGGCCAAUGAAAAAAGAACCAUGCUGGAGACCAUGGUGAACGUCUGGCUGAACCUCAUCCCUCGGACUCCGGCUUCAAGAAUGUGUUUUCAUGCCCGGCCUUUGUUCCUCCAUAAAUGUGUCCUUUAGUUUCAAACAGAUCUUUAUAGUUUGUGCUUCAUAAGCCAAUUCUUAUUAUUAUUUUGGGGGACUCUUCUUCAAAGAGCUUGCCAGUGAAGAUUUAAAGACAGAGCAGGGGCUUCUUCCAGGAGUUCUAAGCCUUGGCUGUGGACAAAACAGUCUUAAGUUGGGCAGCUUUCCUCAACACACAAAAAAAGUUAUUAAUGGUCAUAGCACCACAACUAGGACUUUAUCCGAGACUCGAAGCUUGGAGGAUAAAAAGGAGCAAGAGAAUACUGUAACAAACUUCGUACAGAGUUCGGUCUAUUAAUUGUUUCAUGUUAGAUAUUCUAUGUGUUUACCUCAAUUGAAAAAAAAAAAGAAUGUUUUUGCUAGUAUCAGAUCUGCUGUGGAAUUGGUAUUGUAUGUCCAUGAAUUCUUCUUUUCUCAGCACGUGUUCCUCACUAGAAGAAAAUGCUGUUACCUUUAAGCUUUGUCAAAUUUACAUUAAAAUACUUGUAUGAGGACUGUGACGUUAUGUUAAAAAAAAAAGGUGUUAAGUCACAAAAUGCGGUAAUAAAUAUUUCAUUUUUGAUUUU
This is a messenger RNA of Lagenorhynchus albirostris (white-beaked dolphin), 2680 nucleotides long. RefSeq names its product Meis homeobox 2 (gene MEIS2). Gene Ontology annotation, biological process: animal organ morphogenesis; positive regulation of transcription by RNA polymerase II; embryonic pattern specification. The transcript has 12 exons. Lineage: Eukaryota; Metazoa; Chordata; Mammalia; Artiodactyla; Delphinidae. The record is from RefSeq and is a predicted model, not a curated record. Bases 122 to 1534 code for a protein of 470 amino acids. Gene Ontology annotation, molecular function: RNA polymerase II cis-regulatory region sequence-specific DNA binding; DNA-binding transcription activator activity, RNA polymerase II-specific.